This is a messenger RNA of Carlito syrichta (Philippine tarsier), 1118 nucleotides long. It is a transcript of the gene ZDHHC24, whose product is annotated as zinc finger DHHC-type containing 24. Gene Ontology annotation, molecular function: protein-cysteine S-palmitoyltransferase activity. The transcript is spliced from 3 exons. Gene Ontology annotation, cellular component: Golgi apparatus; endoplasmic reticulum. Bases 102 to 956 code for a protein of 284 amino acids. The record is from RefSeq and is a predicted model, not a curated record. NCBI's taxonomy places the organism in Eukaryota, Metazoa, Chordata, Mammalia, Primates, Tarsiidae. Gene Ontology annotation, biological process: peptidyl-L-cysteine S-palmitoylation; protein targeting to membrane.
CGAGCCCCGAUUGGUCCUGCUGGACGUCCGUCUGCCGCAAUCCCCGCCCCAAUCCGGAAGCGGCGAGAUCCCAGGGGUCCCACAGCCGGUGGGUCCAGGCCAUGGGGCAACCCUGGGCGGCUGGAAGCGCGGAGGGGGCGCCCGCGCGGCUGCCUCUGGUGCUCACGGCGCUGUGGGCUGCAGCCGUGGGCCUGGAGCUGGCUUACGUGCUGGUGCUGGGGCCCGGGCCUCCUCCGCUGGGACCCCUGGCCCGGGCCUUGCAGCUCGCGCUGGCCGCCUUCCAGCUGCUCAACCUGCUGGGCAACGUGGGGCUCUUCCUGCGCUCGGAUCCCAGCAUCCGGGGCGUGAUGCUGGCUGGCCGCGGUCUGGGCCAGGGCUGGGCUUACUGCUACCAGUGCCAAAGCCAGGUGCCACCCCGCAGCGGGCAUUGCACUGCCUGCCGCGUCUGUAUCCUGCGUCGGGACCACCACUGUCGCCUGCUGGGCCGCUGCGUGGGCUUCCGCAACUACCGGCCUUUCCUGUGCUUGCUGCUGCAUGCGGCCGGGGUCCUCCUCCAUGUCUCGGUGCUGCUGGGCCCCGCCCUGGCGGCCGUGCUGCAAGCCCACACGCCCCUCCACACCACCGCCCUCCUGCUGCUGCCCUGGCUCAUGCUACUUUCAGGCAGAGUGUCUCUGGCACAGUUCGCCCUGGCCUUCGUGAUGGACACGUGCGUGGCGGGUGCGCUGUUGUGUGGGGCUGGGCUGCUCUUCCACGGCAUGCUGCUUCUGCGGGGCCAGACCACAUGGGAGUGGGCUCGGGGCCAGCACGCCUAUGACCUGGGCCCCUGCCACAACCUGAAGGCAGCCCUGGGGCCCCGCUGGGCCCUUGUCUGGCUCUGGCCCUUCCUGGCCUCUCCAUUGCCUGGGGACGGGAUCACCUUCCAGACCACAGCUGAUGCGGGACGCAUGGCCUCCUGACUCCAAGAAGGGCCGGAACUGCACAGGGAGGAGGGGGCGGUGGGUGCCCCACUUCCAGACCCAGGAAGGAAGUUGGGUUGGCCCUAAUGCCUACACUGGGCAACUUCUGCCCCUUUCUUGGCCUUGCCCCUGCCCAGCUUGGACUCCUGUGUGUCCAGGGCU